AUGGUCGUGCGAAUUGUAGAGACCUUGCUCGAACGAACCGUCUCGGUUCACUAUUAUCUCCCGCUCUUUGUCGGCAUCGUCUCCGUUUUGACUCUCCGAGCGUGGUUUUCGGGCAAACGGACAGACAGAGAACGAGAUCUCCAUGGGAGGACAAUCCUCGUCACCGGAGCUACAUCCUCUUUAGGAAUCACUCUUGUCACAGAACUCGCACGCAGAGGCGCUCAGGUCAUUGGUGUCGUCGAGGACACGGCAGACCCCACCGUCCUCUCGCUCUUUGACCUCAUCCGGCACACGACCAACAACGAGCUCGUCUAUGCAGAACAAUGUGAUCUCUCAUCUCCCAACGCAAUCAAAGACUUUUGUGCACAGUUGAUCAAAUCAUCGGGAGGAGGGCUUGAAUCCGAACCACCACGGCUAGACGCCAUCAUCUACGCACACGAAUAUCCGCACAUCGGUGCAAUACAGGCUAAUUCUACGGAAAGAGCAAAGGAGGAUGAACAGAGGCUGCACCGACGAUUGGCUUCCUUUUUCUUUACGACGCUCCUCCUCCCGGUACUCCUGACGGCACCCGAAGAAAGAGACAUUCGAUUCAUCACCGUCGUGCCACCCCUGUACGCCGCGGCAAUUCCCUCUUUUACCCCUCGCCCUCCGCCACCCUCGGAGAAGAGUGAUGCGCCUGUAGGCGUUGGAGUCGCUUCUCCAUCCCUAUGGGUCAAAGAAGGCGCACGUGCAUUGGAUGCCAUUCUAUUCACCCGACAUUUCCAGCGCAUCCUCGACGCUCUCCCGACUCCUUCCGUCAAAACACAGGUGGCGAGGUCGACAGCCGGUCCAACCUCGUCUUCAAAAAACACCGUCGAGCUUGAACCGGAGGCUGUAGCUGCCAAACGUCCCUCGAAUAUUAUCGCGCUCGCCGUUUCUCCUGGGUUCAGCCGCACCGACACGAUCGCCCCCUACUUAUUACGUCGCGACAAAAAUUCAACCGUUUUCUCGUUUGUCGGCCUCAUAGGGUCAGUCACCCACCCCAUCAGGUAUACCUUGGCGCUCCCUUUGCUCUACAUAUUCGCAAAGUCUUCCGAUGCGGCCAUCCAAACUGUCUUGCAUGCCCUAUUCCUCCCGACACCACUCAAGGCGACCAGGGCUGCAGCAGCACACCAACCGACGACGACGACGACGUCAACCACACGCGAUGGAUCCUCCGAGGAAUAUGUGAGAGGAGGUGCACUCUAUGCGGAAUGUGCGCGGGUCUUGCUGCCAGGCAAUGCAGAGCAAAGGUUAGGAUCAGAACUCGUCGGUCAACGCGUCUGGGAGAAUCUAGAGGCAGAGCUCGCGCGCUGGAGAACAGCCGAGCAGGCUUCGCGUUCGAUAGAAAAGAAUUGA
Messenger RNA from Serendipita indica DSM 11827, 1377 nucleotides. The record is from the annotation of a GenBank genome assembly. Lineage: Eukaryota; Fungi; Basidiomycota; Agaricomycetes; Sebacinales; Serendipitaceae.